Penicillium antarcticum is the source of this 2160-nucleotide messenger RNA. RefSeq lists its product as uncharacterized. Bases 1 to 2160 code for a protein of 719 amino acids. Gene Ontology annotation, cellular component: Ino80 complex. The transcript is spliced from 4 exons. Lineage: Eukaryota; Fungi; Ascomycota; Eurotiomycetes; Eurotiales; Aspergillaceae. The record is from RefSeq and is a predicted model, not a curated record.
AUGGCCGACAUGGAUCACAGCAUGAUGGACGAGUCCUUUGCGAUGUCCGAGGCUGCGGAUGACCAGAACCACGCUGGCUUAACCGCAAGCGCGACGGUCGGUACAAGACGACAAGCAAAUGGCACGAUUGGCUCUGUCUACUCUGGCAACAAGAUUCGGCACCUCAAGAAAGAAGACGGUAUUCCACUGUGGCGCAAAGAUAUUCAAUACCAGUUCCUGAAGUUGGUGUUUGAAGACAAAACACCAGUCUUUACGCGGUACCCCGACGGACAAAAGGGAAUGGACUUCGCAGAUGUCUACAUUGAUGCAAUGGCCCGGAGCAGCAAGACCAGCAAGAUCCUCAAGGACAAACUGCAGAAUGACAAGCCGGCAGCUAUCAGCAUGGCCAUGGUCUGUCUGCUGGUCAAUUUCGGUCGCAUGAAUACCACUUUGAACUUCUUCCCUGAAAUGCGUGCUCAACUCCGGACAUAUCACUCGAUUCCUUCAUUACAAGCGCACCAGGACUCCAAUGCUUACAAGCAGCUGCAAGAUGCCCCACGUCUCAAAUCUAUCCUCAAGGGUGCCUCUGAGGAUGCCGAACAACCGAAUACACUGGAUAAGAUCAAGCGAUUAAAUGUGCCUCGGACGAAUCCGGUGAAUCUGAUUUUCGUUCUGGCGCAGUACGCCCCCAAAGUGUCGGAAACUCACUUCUUCCCUCCACGGGACUUCUUCGAUUUGGUUAUGAGAUCUACGCUUUCCAGUCAAAGUCGUGCCAGAGCAUUCCUGUGGCUGAUGUGGUGGUACCUGGAGAGUGACUUUAGCCGUGAAGCGGCCAUGAAAAACCCGUUUGGUGCUGGUAUGGAAGGCGAAGGCUCCGAAGGACUACCUCUCAAGGUGCCAGCCUUUGAUAUUUUGACCGAGGAGCAGUCGAAUGAGGAGAAUGUAGAUACACCCGAGGAGCAGGAAUACGGAGAGUCGAAGAGACUGGAACGCAAGCGCAUUUUAGAGGAAGAAGAACCAUUACCACGCGUCCCCAAGCGACCCAAGAAAGAAUUUGGCUUCGAAGAAGACUCAUUUGCAGGAGACUACUCUGGCUUCGGAGGCCGCGGCUCUGCCAUGUCGACCCCUCUUCACCCCUCUGCCAAACGAAGUUUGGACGACGAAGAAGACGAUAUGACCCCUGGUGGUUACUCUCGUCCGCGCCCUAAACAGGCCAAGCGGGAAUCAUCACUCAGCCGAGCAAUGGGGCAGCAGAGACUUGUCUUGAAGACGACGAGGAUGGAGCACACUCCUGAUGCCUCUCCCGCGCCCCCGGGCUCCAAUCACCCAAUUCUUAACCGUUUCAUCGCGGAACCUUCACUGUCUACAGCGCCCGGACGCCGACCGCGCCCAUUAACACAGCACCAAAUUGCCGUGGAACAAAAUCGCCGCCAAAGGAUCGACUAUCUCCUCGCCAAGCGCAGGUCAAAUGCCUACCGCGUCCUUCGCGCCAAGCGGGAGAGUGAGAUUCCCUUCGGCCGCUACGGUCGCUUGCUCCAAAGUCUCCCAGAAGGUUACAACACAGAUGACGAAGAAAAGUCCUGGGGCAAGGGCGGCCUCUUCCCAAACCCAGACGAAGAAGACGACUUCGGAGAAUGUGCCAGCGUUUUCUUAUCUGUAGUACGCAAAGCCGCACGACGACUGGACCGCUGGGACUGCGACGAAGCCAACGGUCCCAAGAAAGACCGCAAGCAAGAACGCGAAGAGCGAUUCAAAGCCCGCGCAGCCCUGGAGGCAGACGUGCGAAACAGCAACAAUCGCUCGCGUCCUCGUGCACGCCCUAGUGCAGCCAAGCGCAAGUCAGGUGUAACAGCUACCCCAGGCACGGCAAAGAAAGCCCAAGCGUCUCGUGCCAAGGACGGUCCGGGCGCCGGAACACCAUUAGCGAUGGGCACGCCGAACUGGGGUGGACAUUACGAUUACAUGGAAGGAGAUGGAGAGCUUGACGAUCUCGACCGCGAAUUGCUGGGUGAAGGUGAAGGGUCUGAUGGCGACUCCACAGAAGACGAUGAUGACGAAGACGAGAACUCAUCUACGUAUGAAGGUGCCAAUGGCUAUGCACGACAUGAGGCCUCGUCCCCGCCCCCUGCGGGUCUUGCUGAUCACCGUGAAGGUGAUGGCGACGAAGUGAUGGAAGACUAG